Messenger RNA from Onychomys torridus (southern grasshopper mouse), 951 nucleotides. RefSeq names its product olfactory receptor 8B12-like. Bases 1 to 951 code for a protein of 316 amino acids. The transcript is spliced from 2 exons. Gene Ontology annotation, biological process: G protein-coupled receptor signaling pathway; sensory perception of smell. NCBI's taxonomy places the organism in Eukaryota, Metazoa, Chordata, Mammalia, Rodentia, Cricetidae. Gene Ontology annotation, cellular component: membrane. Gene Ontology annotation, molecular function: odorant binding; G protein-coupled receptor activity; olfactory receptor activity. The record is from RefSeq and is a predicted model, not a curated record.
AUGACUGUUAAGAGAAUGGCCGCAGAGAAUACUUCAUCGGUGACAGAGUUCAUCCUCGUGGGAUUAACAGAGCAGUCUGAACUCCAGAUCCCAUUCUUCAUUGUAUUUCUAGGUUUCUAUGUGGUCACUGCGGUGGGAAACCUGGGCUUGAUCACCCUGAUAGGGCUGAACUCUCACCUGCAUAUUCCCAUGUACUUCUUCCUCCUCAAUUUGUCCUUCAUAGAUUUCAGUUACUCUACCACGCUCACCCCGAAAAUGCUGGUGGGGUUUGUUUUGAGGAAGAAUAUUAUUUCCUAUGCAGGGUGUAUGACUCAAUUUUUCUUCUUCUGCUUCUUUGUCUUUUCUGAGUCCUACAUCCUGUCAGCAAUGGCAUAUGACCGCUAUGUUGCCAUCUGCAAACCAUUACUGUACAGGGUCACCAUGUCUCCCCAAGUAUGUUCAUAUCUUUUGUCGGGUGUCUAUGGGAUGGGAGUUUUUGGGGCUGUGGCUCAUAUGGGAAACCUACAGUUUAUAACCUUCUGUGCUGACAAUAUCAUUAAUCACUAUAUGUGUGACAUCAUUCCCCUCCUCGAGCUGUCCUGCAACAGCUCUUUCAUCAAUUUGUUGGUGGUUUUUGUUGUUGUGACCAUUGGCAUUGGAGUGCCCAUUGUUACCAUUUUUAUAUCUUAUGGUUUUAUCCUCUCUAGCAUUCUCCACAUUAGCUCCAAAGAAGGCAGGUCCAAAGCCUUUAGUACCUGUACUUCCCAUAUUAUUGUAGUGUCUCUGUUUUUUGGGUCAGGAGCUUUUAUGUACCUCAAGCCACCUUCUAGUUUACCCCUGGCUCAGGGAAAAGUGUCCUCUGUUUUCUAUACUGCUGUGGUGCCCAUGUUAAACCCAUUGAUCUACAGCUUAAGGAAUAAGGAUGUCAAGAUUGCUUUGAAGAAGACCUUGAGCAGAAAAGUCUUCUUGUGA